Messenger RNA from Aspergillus ibericus CBS 121593, 384 nucleotides. RefSeq lists its product as uncharacterized. Gene Ontology annotation, cellular component: fungal-type cell wall. The record is from RefSeq and is a predicted model, not a curated record. Gene Ontology annotation, molecular function: structural constituent of cell wall. Bases 1 to 384 code for a protein of 127 amino acids. The transcript is spliced from 3 exons. NCBI's taxonomy places the organism in Eukaryota, Fungi, Ascomycota, Eurotiomycetes, Eurotiales, Aspergillaceae.
AUGCAAUUCACCAUCCUCACCCUCGCCCUCGCGGCCGCCACCGCCACCGCAACCACCCUCUCCGACUCGCCGGCCCUAAAAGACGCCGCGGCCGGAAAAUGCGACGUCGGGAACAUCUCCUGCUGCAACCCGUCCAACAGCGUCAAGACCGACGGCGUGUUGAAUGGCCUCCUCGGAUGGGGCGUGAUUAGCGGCCUGGUGAAUGAUGAGGGGUCGGCGUGUGCGUCGACGAAUCUUAUUGAUGAGUUGGGGCUGCUGUCCCUGGUCAAAGAUACCCCUGACGGUCCGGUGUGUCAGAAUAUCAUCGCUUGUUGUCCGGGGAAGGAUUCGACUUGUGUCGCGAUCGGCGGUACUGAUGGGUCGGAUUCUGGGUCCAGCAACUAG